Molecule: messenger RNA, 3613 nt
Organism: Mytilus trossulus (common blue mussel)
Lineage: Eukaryota; Metazoa; Mollusca; Bivalvia; Mytilida; Mytilidae
Product: trichohyalin-like
Exons: 14
Coding region: 121-1704 (527 amino acids)
Source: RefSeq, a predicted model, not a curated record
AGCAAAUCAAAUUUGAUUUUGCAGAAUGGUUUUUAAUACGCGAUUUGUUUACAAAUGGCUGACGUUUGACAGAAUAUUGAGAAAAUGGAUUAGAGAGAUAACAACUUCAAAUUGAUCAACAUGGGUGAAUUACUUACAAAUAGGAGUGAUGUUUUAAAGGAAGUGUUUAGUCAAUACGACCAUCAUGCAAAAGAUGAGUUAACACCUAUCCAAGUACAGAUGUUAUAUGGUGAUCUAAGAAUGGGAAGUGUCAGUUUACCACAGGUUGUUGCAGCAAUGAAGUAUGUGUGUGUCACUGGGAGCUGUGUUAUGUCAGAACUUUACAACUUAUUGCAAGAGCUGGAUCGACGUUACUUUCUACUCAAUGACUUUAGAUGGGAGUUCUCCAUGUUAGAUAGAAAUCAAACAGAUUGUAUAUCAGAGGAUAAGGCAAGAUGGAUGGUGCAAGCAGUGCAUGGUAAAUAUUUCUCUAAAAGGAAGUGGGAAUAUUUUGUUACCCAUCGGCCAGCCCCAGGGAGUGGAGUAUCAUUUGCAGAGAUUGAAGUUAUGUUAUGUGAUAUACCAAAUCGUAUGGAGACACUAGAUGAACAGAAUGAAGCUGAAAAGGAGAAAGAUGCUAAAUUAAGGAGACAAAGAUUGGCAGAUGAAGAAAUUGAAAGAGAGAAAGAGAGACUAAGAAAAGAAAGAGAAGAACAAAGAAGAAGAAAAGAUGAGGAGAACAAAAGAUUAGAGGGAGAACGUAUCAGGAAACUAAAUGAUGACGAAGAUUACAAUAGACAGAUAGAAAAAGAAAGAAGAAAGGAAGAAGAAAGACUUAGAGAAGAGGAGGAAUUAAGACGAUUGAAAGAGUUGGAAGAAAAGCAAAGGUUAGAGAGGGAGAGAAGACAGAAAGAAGAAGAAGAAUUAUAUAAAGAUGUGGAAAAACUUGCAAGAGAUGCAAAGGAAGAAGAGAAAAAUGCUAAGAACGAAGAGGAUCAGAGACGUUUACGCCACAAGAGGCUGCGGUAUGACUUGAAAGUUGCUAUGAAAACUAGAGACACAUACAAACUGAAGUAUACCAUAAAUGAGUUUAAGACUGAAAAAGUGGAAGAUAAAGACAUGGAUCUUAUAAAAGCUGAAAAGCUACUGAAGGAGUUAGGUUGUAGAGAUGAUUUGAAGAGAGCAAUGACACACCGUGAACUGGAAGAACUUGCCAGAGCAAUAGAAACUGUGAAAAAACAUGGAUUUGAAGUGGAGUUGUCUAAAGAGCUCCUAGAAGCUAACCAAUUACUUACCAGACUUAGAAGAUUAGAGCGUAUUAGACAUGAAAUCUUACAAUUGAAACAAUCCACAGUAGCAGAAAUAAGAAGUUACCAAAGUCCACCUCAAGUCGUCCAUACUGUCAUGACAUCUACAUUCCUCUUGCUAGGUCACAAAGAAAAAGAAACAAAGAUAUGGAAGACAGUUCAGGCCUUGGUUGGUAAGACUGGUAAAGAGGGAUUGAAGAGGAGGUGUAUUGAAUGUAAACCUGAUAAGAUUAAUGUCACCGAUGCUAAACGAGCUCAAGCAUUAAUGGAUAAGUAUGAACUAGAUGAAAUCAGGGACGUUUCUGCUGGUGCAGCAACAUUUUAUGUUUGGUCCAUCACAAUGAUAGAAGAGUUGAUGGAUAUCAUUGCAAGGAAAGAGGAGGCGGCAGCAGCCAAACAAACAGAAGAAACAUCAUAAACAAAUCUCAAUGAUAGAAUUGGAUCAUAUUGUUUGUGGAAUGUGGACAUAUGUUACUGUUCUUAUCGAUGCUUAGUUAUUUUAGCUCCUCAUUAGGGUUCUAGAAUAUAAAUCAUUCUGUAUAUUUACAGGAUAAAAUGGACAUUUUACCAAACAAUUGCAUGUACAGGACAUUUAUACCAAUCACAAGAAUAAAUUAAAAUUUUAGAGAUUUUUGAAAUCUUUUGUUUAUCUUUAAAUUAAACGUGUUAUAAAUAGAUUUGUAUAAAAAGAAAGCUGUUUGCUAUUGUUAUCUUAAACCGUCCCUUUGCUAUGUGAUUCUAUGUACGAUGUAAGAUACUAAAAUUUUAAUAUUAAAAAUAAUUAUUAGUUUUUAUAUGAUUUUUAUAUAUUCAUUUUUUGUAGAACAAUUUUUUUUAGUAGAACAAUUUUACUAAUUACUGCAGCAUUCUUCAUCUUAUUAAUUAAACAAAUUUAUUUUUGUGCAUAUUUAUUUUCAUGUUUAAUCCCUUCUAAAUUUAAUGAUUAGUUUUGGAUUUUUCUUAGUCUAUUGAUGUAUUUAUAUAAAAAAAGAUUUUAUAUUUGUGUUAUUUUUCUUAGUUUUCAGCAUUUCUUAAUUAUUUAAAAGACUUGAUAUGGUACAUACAUUGAAUAGUAAAGUUUAUUCAUCUUUGACUAUAUAUCAUGUGAUCACUACAUAUAUAAAAAGUUCAAAACUAAGUUCAUAGUAUGUAAACUUUGGUUUUAGUCAAAUAAGUCAUUUCAGUGUUGUGUAAACUUUUUUUUUACAGAAGUCACCAUAUUAGUUCGCUAUCCAAUAAAUCAGUAGAAAUAUUGUUUGCUAAAUGCCUUUUAUAUUAAACAUAUCCAUAGUUCCAUGUAAAAAAAAAUGUUUUCUGUUUACUGUUGUAUAGAUCUAUUAGCAUUCUUGUAAUAUUUAUUUACUAAAUAUAUAUAUAUUAUGUAUUUUUUGGAGAUAACUUUACUGUUGACAGUAAACAAUUGUAUUGUUUAUACAUAUUCUGGGCAGGCCCAAACAGCAUUUAUUUAAUGCAUAGAUUAUAUUUUAAUAAAAAUGUACAUUUAAAUGUAUUUCAUUAAUUUUGUGUGUUCCCUACAGGUAUAUUUAUGAUGAGUUGUUGAAUCAGCCUUGAGGCUUUAUUAUGUCCAUCUAUAAAUCUAUCUGUCUCAAUUUUGGUUUUUAGAUGAUAAUUAAUAGACUAAUUCUUCUAAAAUUUGCAUCGACCAAUAUAAAAUUAUUCUAUAUGUGCCUGUCCGAAGUCAGGAACCUGUAUUUUAGUGGUUGUAGUUUAGUUUAAACAUAUUUAUUUAGAGUGGAUUGGGAAACAAGUUUUGCAACUUAUAUUAAUCCCUUUCCACUUUGCGGGUAGUCAGCUACCACAUGUGUUUUUGGUUCAUUGUUUUGUACAUAAAUUAGGCCAUUAGUUUUCUCGUUUGAAUUGUUUUUCAUUUGUAAUUUCUGUGCCUAUUAUUUAAAUGACUAUGUGGUACGGGAUUUGCUCAUUGUUGAAGACCUACAGUGACAUAUAGUUUCUGUGUCAUUUGGUCUCUUGUGAAGAGAUGUCUCAUUGGCAAUCAUACAACAUCUUCUUUUUUUAUAUCUAUUUAAAUUUUGAAAGAGCUAUUCCACUUAGUUACCUUAAAAUUUAGAUUCUUUGGUUUUAAGAUAAAAUGCAAAUACCAAUUGAUCAAUUAUUUUGACAGUAUCAUGGACUAUUAAAUAAGGUAAAGUUUAAUUUUGAUAGUUUGCCAUUUGUAGUUCAAGAGUUUUGACAUUGGAUAGUAUACAUGUUACAUCAAUUUUCAACAUUAAAAUACAGUACUGCUAGACUGAUACAUUUGACACUUGAAGACAAUGUCAAGGACAAUAAAAACAGGUCAAGUUCAA